Coccinella septempunctata (seven-spotted ladybird) is the source of this 3733-nucleotide messenger RNA. It is a transcript of the gene flz, whose product is annotated as serine protease filzig. Lineage: Eukaryota; Metazoa; Arthropoda; Insecta; Coleoptera; Coccinellidae. The transcript has 5 exons. The record is from RefSeq and is a predicted model, not a curated record. Bases 139 to 3183 code for a protein of 1014 amino acids. Gene Ontology annotation, biological process: proteolysis. Gene Ontology annotation, molecular function: serine-type endopeptidase activity.
UCCUCGAUCGGAAAACGCAGGAAAAUGACCGAUGGGAACUGAAAGUUUUUCUUCUUGAAGAGAUGAACUCUGUGUGUCGACAGUUUUGAUUUUUUUUAUGUUGUUCCUAGUUUCCAUCAAGCUGAAUAUUCUGUUACGAUGAAGUUUUACGUUUUAGUGUUCCUGUGCCUUAUUGACUAUUAUCAGGUCGUUUCUUCGAUAGAAAUCCGGCAUAGUAGAGAUCCAAAGCUUCUCUUCGGAGGAUAUAAAAUAACACCAAGAUUCUGCAAACCGACAAGAAAAAUCUUCAACGACACUGGCGGUCCCAACGUUUGCAUGUUCAAUCACGAAUGCAUCCUCAGACAAGGAGAGGUGGUGGGUGCUUGCAUGGAUGGAUUCCUGUUCGGAGCCUGCUGCCACCUUGCUGCAGGAACCACUGGAGAACUGAUACAAAACGCUUCGAUGAACACUCCUAAAGAACCGGAACCUAUGGAGAAGAAACCAUCGCCUGAUAUACCAAGCAGGCCUACUGUGGACAUAACGUCUAGUGGAAUCCACCAUAUAACCCAAACUUUACUCAACCAAGACAUACUUCACACCAUAGAUAACAAUGCCAUAGUUGAAGUAAAUGAUAACGAGAAUGGAUUCAGUACAUCUGGUAUAUUACAUCACCCACUACCGGACACUUCUAUUAGUACUGAAGGAGUAACGCUGGUCACUUCUCAUGGAUAUGUGACGAGGAAACCAACCACUGAGAGUAGAAAAACAACCACGAUGAUGGAGCAAUCGACACAUCCCUAUGAAAGGGAAACUCCUUUAUUGACAGUUUCAGUGUCAUCCCCGUCUUACACCGCGAAACCUAUCACGACCACUUUUGUACGACCGAUGUUUCACCAAAAACCUUCAGACACCGACAAAUAUGUCCUAGUUCCCACCAUUACUAAACCUGAAGACACUUCAUCCGACAGCUAUCCAGUUAUACACCUCUUAGACAGUGACGGAUCGACGAACAAUCCUCAAUAUUCUACAACAUCCAAGAAACCCCUUUCAACUUCCUAUGUUUAUAGUUCAUCAACUACUAGUUACAAACCAUUCACUUCAAAGAAACCCCCAUCUACAUCCUAUGUUUUCAGUACAACCAUACCUCCAAGAAGAACCACCAGCUCCCAAACAACUACAACUAAAGUUAAACCCUCAACAACGAAAAAGAAGGGAAAACCUACAAAGAAUUCGAAUAAGAAAACCACCAAGCCCAGUCAAGGCACAUCUGCAUACAACGAUGUUACAAAACCAUACACAGAAACGACGAAAAAGCCACCGUCAACGUCUUAUAUUUAUAGCUCAAUACCAACUAGACGUCCUGGUUCCACAAUUGGUGUGGAGGGACCAGGCCUCUCUAUCUCCUCUGAUCCAAUUCCUCAAUAUUCGAGUAGCACAGGCUAUCCUAGCCCUGCGCCCACCCUCAUUGUUUUGAGUCCGAUAACAGAGGAAGAUCCUUAUACCCGACCAGUUUCUCGUCCUCCACCAUAUAGUCCUUCGUAUCCAUCAACUUAUCAACAAACAGCAGCAACAAAACCCCCAAGGAAGCCAGUGAAUCAAGUCACAAUCAAUAACCACGUCACCCAAAACAUCUAUCCAGGGAGUAGACCAACAAGCGUAGGUGCGUCAUCGCUUGGUUAUAUGGGAUCUAGUGAAAAACCAUCACCUACAGUGCUCAUCACGCCCAAACCUAACAUAGCUUCAUCUUCAGGAAGACCCACGCCGUUCGAUGAAUAUGUUACGGCGGGUAUCAACGUCGAACCUUCGGUAGAUGAUCAACUUGUCAAUUUUCCUCCAGUGAGGAAUCCUAACCUGAACAUGUCUCUGUACGGAGAUCAUGAUGUCACCACGCCCGAAUUUGCUGAGGACGAAUUGCUGGAUGAGAAGAUGGAGUCUUUUGUCAACAAAAUCAUUCAAGGCUUGCAAGAGCCAUUCCAAGAUCUCAAAGACGUAGUUUACAAUCAGAAUAAGACAAAGCCUAUCAAAAAGCAGGGAACUACUACUAAAAAACCCGUCACGAAGCCUGCCAGGCCAGGAACAACUUCUCGACCUGUGAGACCUUCGUCUACCAGGCCGCUUACAUCCUCUAGACCGUCACCGUCCAGGCCCACAUCUCUUAGACCUGCAACGUCAAGCCGACCACCCGUUCGACCAUCUUCAGUUAGACCUUCGCCAUCAGUUAGACCUACUGCUAACAGAAUAACCACCACUAAAGUAACAACUCGAAGACCAACAAGACGACCAUCUUCUACUGCGACAACAAUCAAUACAACCAAGAAACCUGUAACGCCGAAAAAACCAUCUAAAAGCACCAGAAGGCCUACUACGACGGAGUCCCUGAUUGAGAAAGAGACUAUCUCCCCUAGUGUUUUUACCGAUGACUACAAAAGAGAGUGUGGUCGCAGGCCUUUGAUCAAGACUGGACGUAUUGUUGGUGGCAGAGAGGCCACUUUCGGCAAGUGGCCCUGGCAAGUGCUGGUCAGAGAGUCAACGUGGCUUGGACUUUUCACGAAAAAUAAAUGCGGGGGUGUCCUCAUCAGCAACAAAUACGUCUUGACAGCAGCUCAUUGUCAGCCAGGAUUUCUAGCGUCCCUGGUAGCAGUUUUCGGAGAGUUUGAUAUUUCCGGCGAGCUGGAGUCCAAGAGGUCACAAAGUAGAAACGUGAAGAGGGUCAUCGUGAACAGAGGAUAUGAUCCGCUAACUUUCGAAAAUGAUUUAGCUCUGCUGGAACUGGAGAGCCCCAUUAAGUUCGACCAACAUAUCAUACCAAUUUGCCUACCAAGAGAGAGCGAGGACUUCACAGGAAGAAUGGCUACAGUGACCGGUUGGGGCAGGCUGAAGUACAAUGGAGGUGUCCCUUCGGUACUUCAAGAAGUUCAAGUUCCAAUAAUGGAGAACUCGGUAUGCCAGGAAAUGUUCAGAACAGCGGCUCACUCAAAAAUAAUUCUGGACUCUUUCCUUUGCGCAGGAUACGCGAAUGGGCAAAAGGACUCCUGUGAGGGCGAUUCUGGGGGACCGCUGGUUCUACCUCGUAGCGACGGCAGAUAUCAGCUAGCCGGCACUGUAUCCCACGGGGUUAAAUGCGCAUCUCCCUAUUUACCUGGCGUGUACAUGCGGACGCAAUGGUUCAAACCGUGGAUAGAGUCCAUUACUGGAAUUAAUUGAUCCCACACUCAGAAACUUUCCAAACCCUACCCGAUUCCCGCAACGCCCAAUUAGAAUUAUGAGAACACAUUUGAGGAUAACGAGCCAACAACAACCUCUCUAGCGCCUGGAGAGAACCUGUUUGAUUAUCACUAUGAUUUCUUAGCAUUGAGUAGGUACUUUCCAGAGGUAUACCAUUGAUGUUGUGCAACUUAAGAACGUGAUCACUACUGGUUCUGCUAAUCCUUUGUGAAGAAUCACAUAAGGCAUAAACAGAUCUCACUCAUUUUCGAUGAAAAUAUCUGACCUUCUCAAUUCUCCUGAAUUCUGGAUUAUCAAUUACGAAGCACACAAUAAGAUUAGAGUAACAUAUGAGUGAAGUACAAAUCAUAGACAAUUCCACUACAAAUGGUCACGUUCUUUAUGUUCACAUUUGGUGAAAUCUUGUGGCUUUUUGAAUUUUACUACGUCCUUAUGUAUGAGCAGCAUAAAUGUACAACGAGGCAAAUGUCAUCUGAUAUGUUUCUUGAACACAAAUUUAAUUACGAACGUAUAUCUUGUGAUGUUUAUA